AUGGCGCUCGAGAGCGAUAGCGACAGCGACGACGCGACUUCAGAGGACGUGUCCGAUCCAAGGUCUGAGGACGACUAUGAUAAUGAGGGCGUCAGCGUGGAGAACUUGCCAACCAUGGCCACCGUGGAGGUCGUGAAGAUGUCCGCGAAGCGCAAAACAAUGGCAGCGAUAUUGAAAGAGGCCGCGGCAGCCGCAGAGCUCGAGGGUCCGAAGCUGGGCCUCUUCGAUCUAAUAUGCAUCGGCAUUGGGACCUGUGUUGGCACUGGAGUUUUCGUCCUCAGCGGCGAGGUAUUGCCAGUAGCUGGACCUGCAGCCGUGCUCUCGUGGAUGGUUGCUGGCGCUGCGUGUCUGCUCUCGGCUCUGUCGUUCAUGGAGCUGUCAGCGCGGCUGCCCACAAGGGGCUCGACCUACGUCUUCGCGUUCCACUGCCUGGGUGAGCUUGCUGCCGUGAUCAGCUCUGUGUGCCUCACCCUGGAGUACGGCAUCUCUGGGGCUGGCGUCGCGAGGAGCUGGUCGGGGAAUGUGGCGAGCAUGGUCAACAGCGUUGCGUUCACCAGGAUGUGUUUCACGCCUUGGUCCAGCCUGGAGGGUCGCUAUGCAAGUUCGUUCAAUAGCGUCACUUCUGGAAACCACAGUGUGGAGGCCACCACCGUGCACGAGAUUCUUGACCAGCCUCAUCUCGAUUGGCUGGCUGGCCUCCUGAUGCUCCUGUGCGUGAUCCUGGUCACCGCUGGCGGGGACUGUGGCAAGAUGAUCACCAAUGCCUUCACCUGCAUGAAGGUUCUUCUGAUUCUCUUCAUGUCGGUCGGGUGCCUCGCACACUGGAACCAGGACAUCUUCGAGUCGUUUGGCGCCUUCGCGCCGCGCGGGACCACGGGCAUCGUCGACGGCGCCACGCUCCUCUUUUUCGGCUUUGUGGGCUUCGACGAGGUCUGCUGCCUGGCCUCCCGGUCCAAGGACCCCGCGAGGACGAUGCCGCGGGCCAUCGCCGGGACCCUCCUGGGCGCCACCGCCAUCUCGGCGGAUUGCAACAGGGCUGGCCCUCAGCUGCGUCACCCCGCCGGGCACGGCCGCGAACUUCGCCAGCGCCUUCAGGAGCCUGGGUCUCCCGUGGGCGGCCUCGGUGGUGACGAUCGGCGAGGCGGCGCUGCUGCCGCUGGUCGUCUUCGUCAGCUUCCUGCCCCAGCCGGAGCUCACGGCCGCCAUGGCCGAGGACGGGGUCCUGCCGAGCAUGUUCUGCAAGAGAGACCGGCAGGGCAGGUGCCAGGUGCUUUAAGAUCGGCGGCGAGCGAGCGGGGAGGGUGA
Messenger RNA from Prorocentrum cordatum, 1305 nucleotides. The record is from the annotation of a GenBank genome assembly. NCBI's taxonomy places the organism in Eukaryota, Dinophyceae, Prorocentrales, Prorocentraceae.